Messenger RNA from Oncorhynchus kisutch (coho salmon), 3695 nucleotides. Its product is annotated as granzyme B-like. Gene Ontology annotation, biological process: proteolysis. Gene Ontology annotation, molecular function: serine-type endopeptidase activity. The transcript has 5 exons. The record is from RefSeq and is a predicted model, not a curated record. NCBI's taxonomy places the organism in Eukaryota, Metazoa, Chordata, Actinopteri, Salmoniformes, Salmonidae. The coding region runs from base 62 to 853 and encodes 263 amino acids.
UAUAUAGAGAGGAGAAACCUGCAGUCUCUCUAAUCAUCUAGAUCUCUGCCAGUCCACCACCAUGUACCUGAACCUCCUCAUCCUCCUCCAACUCCUUUCCUCUGCGGGAGCCUCUGAGAGUGGUAUUGUGGGUGGUAAGAUAGCUAAGCCCCACUCAAGGCCCUAUAUGGUCUCUCUGCAACACAGAGGACACCAUGUUUGUGGAGGAAUGCUCAUCCGGGAGGACUUUGUCCUGACUUCAGCACACUGCUUGAAAAAUGCUUAUCCUUUAACGGUGGUUCUUGGAGCUCACGACCUAACCAAAGAAGAGAAGAAGAGUCGGCAAGAGAUUCAGGUGGUACAUCACCAUCGCCAUCCUUUGCACAGACAAUAUAGCCAGCUCACUUAUGACAUCAUGCUACUCCAGUUAAAGACUAAAGCAAAACUGAACAGGUAUGUAAAAGUCACUGGACUCCCAAAGAAGGAUGGAUCAACCCCAGUAAACAUCAAGUGCUCUGUAGCUGGUUGGGGCAAGACUAACUCGAACAACAACCAGGGUUCUGGCGUUUUGAUGGAAGUGGCGGUGACGGUGGAGGAUGACUCUGAAUGCAAGAAGGUGUGGCAGAAAUACUUUGACAAAAAACAAAUGAUGUGCACUCGUACUACCGGAGGGAAAGGAUUUUGUCAGGGAGAUUCAGGGGGACCUCUUAUUUGUAACAACAAGGCACAGGGUAUCGUUGCUUUUAAUUAUCCUGAGAGAUGUGAUGAUUCCCAAUAUCCUCAUGUGUUCAUGAACAUCCCUUUCUUUCUGCCCUGGAUUAAAGAGGUGUUGCACGGAUAUGGUGCCAACAUGUCUUUAAACAAGCAGGAAUAAAGGACUAGGAAGGACGUUGAUUAUAGUGUACUAACAUAAUGGUAUCUAUUCCUGCAUAAAUACACUUCUCAUCAUGCCCUGGAUAGAGGACAAGUUUCUGAUAAAGCUAAACCUUCACCCGUUCAUAGUUGUUAGAGAGAGAAAGAGAGACAGAGAGAAAGAGACAGACAGACAGAGAGGGAGUGUGUGUGUGUGUGUGUGUGUGUGUGUGUGUGUGUGUGUGUGUGUGUGUGUGUCCUGGAUAGAGGACAAGUUUCUGAUAAAGCUAAACCUUCACCCGUUCAUAGUUGUUAGAGAGAGAAAGAGAGACAGAGAGAAAGAGACAGACAGAGAGGGAGUGUGUGUGUGUGUGUGUGUGUGUGCGUGCGUGCGUGCGUGCGUGUGUGUGUGUGUGUGUGUGUGUGUGUGUGUGUGUGUGUGUGUGUGUGCAGGCUCCGUGCAGUGUCAUAGUGCAGGCUUUUGAAGGGUAUUGUGGCUCUUACUAAUUCAACAACAUGUGAUGAUCCUAAGUACCCCUGUGUUGACAAUAACAAUAAUGGAUCGAGGACAAGUUUCUGAUUUUUAUCAUUUUGUUUCCAUUUAAAACACAUUUAUAACUGAUUUUAACUGAUUUUAACUGAUUUUAACUGAUUUUAACUGAUUUUAACUGAUUUUAACUGAUUAUAACUGAUUAUAACUGAUUUUAACUGAUUAUAACUGAUUUUAACUGAUUUUAACUGAUUUUAACUGAUUUUAACUGAUUUUAACUGAUUUUAACUGAUUAUAACUGAUUAUAACUGAUUAUAACUGAUUAUAACUGAUUUUAACUGAUUUUAACUGAUUAUAACUGAUUAUAACUGAUUUUAACUGAUUAUAACUGAUUAUAACUGAUUUUAACUGAUUAUAACUGAUUAUAACUGAUUAUAACUGAUUAUAACUGAUUUUAUUGUUUAGAUUUGUUUUUAUAUAUAUUUUUUGCAAUUAGUAAUUAGAAAAUAAUUUAAAAGGUAAAGCAAAACCUUUAGUCAUUGUUGCUAAUUUUGGAUAGUCCUGACCGUAGAUCGCUUUGUAUGUUUCUAUUUUUAGUUUGGUCAGGGUGUGAUGAGGGUGGCUAUUCUAUGUUUUUGUUCUAUGUUUUCUAUUUCUAUGUGUUUGGCAUGGUAUGGUUCCCAAUCAGAGGCAGCUGUCAAUCGUUGUCUCUGAUUGAGAACCAUACUUAGGCAGCUUGGUUUCACCCUUGAGUUGUGUGCAGUUGUUUUCUGUUUUGUGUGUAUCACCUGACAGAACUGGUUCGUUCUCGUUAUUCCUCGUUGUUAUUUUGUUUAGUGUUCAGUUUUGAUUAAAUUUACAACAUGAUCACUUACCACGCUGCACCUUGGUCCUCUCCUUCUUCCACCUACGACGAUGGUUACAAUCUGGUCAUACUACCAACAAACUAUCUGUUGAUAAGCAACUGCUUGCUAAGGUUAGGGUUAUGUUUAGAAUAAGGGUUAUGGUUUAAAGUUUAGCAUAAGGGACUAAGGGUUAGGAUGAAGGGUUUACGGCUUGGGUUAGCGUUAGUAGAUAGUUAGUUGGGAUGUUACAGAUGGUCUGUAGGGUUCGUAAACUCUUUUGGCCCCAUAAGGACAUCACAAUAGCUCAUAAUGACAUCACAAUACCUCAAAUACCCAUAACCAACCCAAUUUUGAUAUUUAAAGAAUGCGAGACCCACACCAUGUAAAAAAAAAUAUGUAAUCUAUUGACUUUUUUUUAUGACAAUGACAAUCGAAAACAAAUAAGUCUGACAGUAUUUUUGACAGCAUUUCAAUCUGAAGACAGUAUGGUUUUGAUGUGACUGAAAUGCAUCUGAAAGGUAUUGGGAUGUUCAGAAAAUCAACAGGCAAUAAUGUUGUAUGAUCUUCUGUGUAGUGAUGGGGUCAAAUUGGGGUCAUAAGGGCUACACCAAAUGUUUGAUGUAUUAUAAUAAUUGAUCAUGCUUAUGUUGUAUUAAUAGAAGUGGAAGGGUUAUAAGACCCCUCCCCCACUACAUUUAUAGGGUCCUAGACUACAGAUGAACUAUAUAUGUGCAUUAUAAGGUUUUAAAUGGUUUCACAGUUCUUUUCUAGUCUCGGCCUCUCAUAAAGAAAAGGUCUGAGAGAUGUGUGCGUUAUUGCAUGGGGUCUGUGAGAAAUCACUUCAAAGAUAAACACAGAACCCUUCAGGGGAGUAAAAUAGAUGAGACUAGUCAGACAUACCUCUAUAAAUCAACUUGGGGGAGUGGACAUUUACUGCUGAGCCCUUAGAAUACACUGGAACUAUUUCUCUUGCCAGUCUGUAUAGCUGUGUAUGCAUGGGCUUGGUCUGAUGAGUAGAAGGUAAUGACUUAAUCAGUGACAUCACUAGGGCUGGACUUCGAGCUUAAUAAAAUAACUUGGGACUUUUCCUAUUUUGCAGAACUCAGGAGAGACAUCAUCACCUCCCUCUUGUAAUUGUAAAAACAAAGGAACCUAAAAAUGUGCAAGUAUAAGUCAAUGAAUGUGUUAUAAUUGUUGUAUGUCAAUGUGUGUUUAUAUGUUAUAUAUACAGUGGGGCAAAAAAGUAUUCUGUGAGGGGGUCUCCAGAUCGCAACCCCAUAGAAAAUCUUUGGAGGGAGUUGAAAGUCCGUGUUUCCCAGCAACAGCCCCAAAACAUCACUGCUCUAGAGGAGAUCUGCAUGGAGGAAUGGGCCAAAAUACCAGCAACCAUGUGUGAAAACAUUGUGAAGACUUACAGAAAAUGUUUGACCUCUGUCAUUGCCAACAAAGGGUAUAUAACAAAGUAUUGAGAUAAACUUUUGUUAUUGACCAAAUACUUAUUUUCCACCAUAAUUUGCAAAUAGAUUCAU